Molecule: messenger RNA, 2137 nt
Organism: Chara braunii
Lineage: Eukaryota; Viridiplantae; Streptophyta; Charophyceae; Charales; Characeae
Source: the annotation of a GenBank genome assembly
CUUCAGUUUGUCCUCCACAGCUACCACCGAGAAGUGAAGAAAGUUAUAGAUGCAGCCCAAGGUAGCUGGGAAAGGUUCAAAGAGGGAAUGCAGAGGAAGUACCGCCUUGGAGAUGGACUAUUGACCACUGCGGACCUUGAAGCAAUGAACAAGGAGGAUUUUACGACGAUAGGGGUCUUUGUUCAGGAGUUCAAGAAGAGGGCGCGGAAGGUCCAUGGGAUUUCGGAGGAAGCACAGUGCGCCAUCUUCCUGGGGCUACUCACGGCAUCGGAGGCCGUCGAGUUGAUGAGGCAUGGAGGAGGUAGCACCAAGCUCACCUGGACCACUAUUGACAGAGGGAUGGAAGUUGGGUAUUUGGUCCAAGUGGAGCAACGUCAGGUACGCCUGCAAAGGCAGAAGAGAAAGGAAAUAGAUGCGACCGCUUCUGGGACCCCGGGGGUAACAAGGAUUGUUACAGACGUAUUGGCACAGCUGGGGUAUGCAACAGAGCCGGUGGUGCAAAGGAGGGUAGCAACGGUUGUCCAAGUGAAAGGAACGGAGUCGGUGAUAGAGGAGGUUGUUCAGGAGGAGCUCUGGGAAGAGGAAGAGCCGGUGCCGCAACGCCUGACGAAGGCCCAGCGCAAAGUGCGUAACUUGGCACAGGGCGGACAGGGAUCAGGAAAAGCGCAGGCGCCUCAGGCGGUGGCGGCGGCUCAUCCAAGUGUGGCGGCACCCUCGUCUAGUGCGGGCCCCUCGCAAGGAGGGGCGUCCUCCUACGGACAGUGGUCCUGGCCGGUGAUGAAUGCAAUUGUGCCAUGGGGUAGUCGGCCGCCAGUAGUGGGGUCGCAAAUGAGUAUGCCGCCACCCAUCUACCCCGCAGCCCUGACCCAGCCUGUGGCCCCGCCGCCGUCACCUGCUCCCAGUUCACAGGGAAGCGUGGUUGGAGGCCAGGGGUAUAAAGGCCAGGGAGAUCAGGGAAGUCAGGGGUAUGGGAGACCCCGUUUUGACUGGAGGACGGCCAUCUGCCAGCAUUGUGACCAGCAAGGCCACACCAUAAGGUUCUGUAACAUAAGACGAGAAGAUCAGAGGAGCGGGCUAAUUCCCUCUACUAUGGAUGGGAACAUUAACGAUCAGUUUGGGGAGGUCAUUGACAAAAGGCUUGAAGGAGUGAGAGCGGAAGCCCAACGAAGGGCGGCAGCCGGACCACCACCCCCUGCCACGUUCAGGCUAUGGCAGGAGAAGGAGGAACCACCGAUUGGGGUAGAGGAAGUGGGGAGCGACGAGGAAGUGACUCAAGGGCCACGAGGAGGAAGCAAGAGGGAAAAACCCAUAAUCGUCGAAUCGGAUGACGAGGACGAGGAAACAAGGGCGGAACCAUCGUCCGUCUUAUUGGGAAAGAUGGAGGACUUGCUGAAUAAGGUAGGAAGGUACCAACAAAAGUUGGUGAACCUCUGUAGAGAAGUGAGGGUAUGGAAGUCUAGCAUCCCCAAGGUAUUCCUGUACGACUCCGGCCCGGAGUCAGCGCCUGGGCGACCCGGAGUAAAUGUGGGGGGGGCGAGCCCACAAUCGGGAGUGAUGGGGAGACCCCUCACCCCGCAGGCCCGGCUGGCACAGGCAGCGCGAACGAGGAAUCAAGCCAAGGCCAGUGCCAGCCAAGAGCCUCCGAGGAGGGAGACCGAACCAGGAAGGAGGAAAGAGGCCGUGGAAGUGGAGGACGAUGAUGAGGAGGAGGAAGAAGACGAGAGGCUGCAUCGGGAAGAGGAUCAGAGGGCGGAGCAGCGGGCAAGGAAAAAGGGGACGAGCAGAGAGGCCGAACCGGUUAUACGUGACGGACCACCCAAAAAGAAGAAAUACGCGGUUCGGUUGGAGGAGGGAUUUUACGUAGAGAAAGUGAUCGACCGGCUGCUGGAAAGGCAUAAUGACCUCAUGACCUUGAAGGAAAUCCUAGCGUCGGCUCUGCGGCUCUGCGAUGAACUGAAGGGGAGAUUGUCACGGCGCCUGGUGCCCAAUGUCCAUCUGGGUACGAUCCUGCCCAAGGAGGCUGAGUGGGCGAAAAGGCCGACUCACAGACUGCGCUUGCGCUGAUGCGGGGCCCUUUCCGCUGCCCGGGAGCCGAUAUACCAGCUCCAAUCUUCCUGCCUCGGGGCAUUCCAGAACU